AUGGCUCGACGCAACGCAGCGGCCAAUGGCCCUUCCACAGCGAAGGGGCAAUCCAAUUCCGCUGAGAACUCGGGAGAAAAGGAGACGGUGAACCUCUACGACCCCAAACUCCACGACUUCAUCUGGACAUACACUGAGGAACCGCACCGCACCCGCCGUCUCGCCAUCAUCAAGGCGCACCCGGAGGUCACCAAGCUGUGUGGCCACGAGCCUCUGACCAAGUACUGCGUUGCAUUUGUUGUUGGUCUACAGGUGCUCAUGGCCCAUCUGCUGCGCGACACACCGUUCUGGUCAUGGAAAUUCUGGCUCGUUGCCUAUGUCAUUGGAGCCACUGCCAACCAGAACCUGUUCCUGGCUAUUCAUGAAAUCUCGCAUAACCUGGCCUUCCGCUCGCCGCUGGCGAACAGGCUUUUCGCUAUCUUUGCGAAUCUUCCUAUCGGCCUGCCAUACAGUGCCUCGUUCAGGCCGUACCACCUAACUCACCACAAAUCCCUCGGCGUCGACGGCCUCGACACCGACCUGCCCACCGCCCUCGAAGCCGUCGUCCUCGACUCCAUCCUCGGCAAAGCCUUCUUCUGCACCUUCCAAAUCUUCUUCUAUGCCCUCCGCCCCAUGGCCAUUUACCGCGUGCCCUUCACUUGGGUGCACUACCUCAAUAUCCUCGUGCAAUUCGCCUUCGACUACGCCAUGAUCUAUCUCCUUCCGGGCUACUUCACGCUCAACUCCUUCAAGUACCUCCUCCUGUCCUCCUUCCUGGCCGGCUCUCUUCAUCCAACGGCCGGACAUUUCAUCGCCGAGCAUUACGUCUACGAGACCAUCCCACCCGAAGCCCGCGACCCGAAGAAUAUGAUCCCCGUGCCGGAGACAUACAGCUACUACGGCCCGCUGAACUGGGUGACGUACAACGUGGGACUGCACAACGAGCAUCAUGAUUUCCCUGCCGUGCCGUGGACGAGGCUGCCGAAGCUGUAUGAAAUUGCGAAGGAGUUUUAUGAGCCGCUGCCACAGCAUACGAGUUGGGUGUAUGUUCUGUGGAGGUUUAUUUUCGACCCGACGGUCGGCAUGAAGUGUCGUGUAAAGAGGAAGAUGGGGGGCAGGGUUGUGGGUGGUGGGACGGCUGUGCCGGUGGCGAAGCAGGCGGAUUGGAAGGAUGAUGAAGUUGAGGCGAGGGAGUGA
Messenger RNA from Thermochaetoides thermophila DSM 1495, 1176 nucleotides. Its product is annotated as fatty acid desaturase-like protein. Gene Ontology annotation, biological process: ceramide biosynthetic process. The transcript has 2 exons. Gene Ontology annotation, cellular component: membrane. Lineage: Eukaryota; Fungi; Ascomycota; Sordariomycetes; Sordariales; Chaetomiaceae. The coding region runs from base 1 to 1176 and encodes 391 amino acids. The record is from RefSeq and is a predicted model, not a curated record. Gene Ontology annotation, molecular function: sphingolipid delta-4 desaturase activity.